Messenger RNA from Ostreobium quekettii, 327 nucleotides. The record is from the annotation of a GenBank genome assembly. Lineage: Eukaryota; Viridiplantae; Chlorophyta; Ulvophyceae; Bryopsidales; Ostreobiaceae.
AUGGCCAACAAGAUUUCUGGACGACCUGGACAAAAGGCAUCAUCUGUGGGGCGAUGGCAUCUGCACACACAGGAUGACCACAUGAGGUUGACAAGUGCCUUCGCUUGUUCCACGUUGGAGCACAUGACCUGCACAUGGCUGCGCAUCGUCUUGGAGGGAGAUGUGAAUAUGGCGAACUGCAUGGCCUCCACUGCGUGUGGAAGCCUUUCAACGUCCUUGGCCCCCAAGAAAUCCUUCCAGGAGCAGGCAACAUCCUGCACAGCUGCGGGAGCAUGGGAGGCAAAGAAGAACAUGGUACACAUGCAGCACUUGCAAGAAGCUAUGUGA